Molecule: messenger RNA, 1139 nt
Organism: Megachile rotundata (alfalfa leafcutting bee)
Lineage: Eukaryota; Metazoa; Arthropoda; Insecta; Hymenoptera; Megachilidae
Product: dehydrogenase/reductase SDR family member 4
Molecular function (GO): carbonyl reductase (NADPH) activity
Source: RefSeq, a predicted model, not a curated record
UAUGCAACAUCACGAUUAUGAUAAUGUUAAUAUGUAAAUGGAAUUAUACAUAUUUAUGUAACCUAUAAUAAUUUUUAUAUGAUUUUUUUAUUUGUUGAAGACUGUCGAGUGAAUUUAAAGUACAUUUUAUAUCUCUGAUACAUUUCAUUAUUAUGUUACAUAGUUCGUUAAAUCAAAGUGUCCGAAAAUUCUGCACUAAUUUAUCAAAAAUGAAUUGUAAACGAUUAGAAGGAAAAACAGCAAUUGUAACAGCAUCAACUGAAGGUAUUGGUUUUUCAAUAGCAAAACGUCUAGCUCAAGAAGGUGCCAAGGUAGUAAUUAGUAGUCGUAAAGAAUCAAAUGUAACAAAAAGUGUACAACAUCUUAAAUCUGAGGGUUUACACGUUUUUGGUACUACGUGUCAUGUUGGUAAAAAAGAAGAUAGAGAAAAUCUUUUUAAAAAAGUACAAGAAGAAUUUGGUUGUUUAGAUAUUCUUGUAUCAAAUGCAGCUACCAAUCCCAGUGUUUCAACACUUCUUGAUACCCCAGAGCAGAUAUGGGAUAAAAUUUUUGAUGUCAAUGUUAAAAGUACAUAUCUCUUGAUGCAAGAAUCUUUACCUCUAUUAAGAAAGAGUAAAUCUCCUUCAAUAAUCAUUAUAUCUUCCAUAGCUGCAUAUCAACCGAUUACUUUACUAGGAGCAUAUGCUGUUAGCAAAACUGCAUUGUUAGGACUUACUCAAGUAGCUGCUGAGUCUCUUUCACCUGAAAAAAUUCGUGUUAAUUGCAUAGCACCUGGAAUAAUAAAAACUAAAUUUUCACAAUCAAUUGUUGAAGGUGCUGCAGGAGAAGCAAGUUUAUCAAUGAUACCAAUGCAAAGAUUUGGUGAACCAAAUGAAAUAGCAGGUGUUGCUGCAUUUUUAGCAAGUGAUGAUGCUUCUUAUAUCACUGGUGAAACUAUUGUAGCUUCUGGUGGAAUGCGGUCCAGACUUUAAAUACCUCUUAUAAUAUAUUGGAAAUGGUGUAUUUAAAAAUCUUUUAAACAUUGUAUAACAUAUGUAAAAAAGUAUAAGAUAUUUAGCUAAGAUAAUAAAUAUAAGACAUGAUUUUUAAUUUUGUAUAUCCAGAUAUAUUAAAAAAUAAAAUAUAAUUGUUAUCUUCAA